Molecule: messenger RNA, 768 nt
Organism: Vicia villosa (hairy vetch)
Lineage: Eukaryota; Viridiplantae; Streptophyta; Magnoliopsida; Fabales; Fabaceae
Exons: 5
Coding region: 134-622 (162 amino acids)
Biological process (GO): transcription initiation at RNA polymerase III promoter
Cellular component (GO): RNA polymerase III complex
Molecular function (GO): nucleotide binding
Source: RefSeq, a predicted model, not a curated record
UUAUUAUUUAACAAUUGAAUUUGAAAAAAGGAAAACAACGCGCCGCCCUUUCAUAAAAACGCAGCCGAAGUUCUUCGUCGUCAGGAAGGAAGGAAAACCGCCGGAUAAAGAGAGUCAUUAUUUGCUGCAAGAGAUGAAAAUCUUGGAGGCCAAUGUUUCUGCACUUACAAAUUUCGAGGUCCUUGAUUUCAUACGAAGUAAAGGAGCUUCAAAAGAUCCAACACGGGUUAUUGCCAAAGUAGCAAUGUCCGAAUACAAGGUUUACGAUUAUUUAGUUAAUACCGCAGCUGGUAGUCAAACGAGAGAGAGCGUCAAAGAAUAUUUGACAAGUAUUAAACAGCAUGAGCUGUCAGAGGCCGAGGUUCUGAAUGUAUUAAACAUCAGACCAGCUGCUGAAGUUGAAUUAUUUCAUAUCAUAGAGGAUUGUACAAUCCGUUUUCCAGAUGAACAGAUAGCUGAAAUAGUAGAGCUGGUAGAAAAAACUUUGCCAGCACCAUCUAACAAAGAGAAAUCUAAAGAAAUCUCCGAGGGAGAAGAAGAAACAGAAACACAGAAAAAAGAAAAUGGUAAUGAGAUUAGUCAAGAUCAAACUGAAGAUGAAGAACAAAUGGACACAAGUUGAGAUUUAAUUUUAAAUAUUUAAUGAUUUUUUUACGAACCUGAGAAAGUCCUGCGGGUGUGUACUUCUACAGGAAACUUUAGGAAUACAAAUGCUGCUGGCUUUGCUUGCUCUAAAUCGAAAGCUUAGAAUUUCUUAAGAUAUAUUCU